Formica exsecta is the source of this 1782-nucleotide messenger RNA. It is a transcript of the gene betaggt-II, whose product is annotated as geranylgeranyl transferase type-2 subunit beta. The coding region runs from base 307 to 1305 and encodes 332 amino acids. Lineage: Eukaryota; Metazoa; Arthropoda; Insecta; Hymenoptera; Formicidae. Gene Ontology annotation, biological process: protein geranylgeranylation. Gene Ontology annotation, molecular function: Rab geranylgeranyltransferase activity. The record is from RefSeq and is a predicted model, not a curated record. Gene Ontology annotation, cellular component: Rab-protein geranylgeranyltransferase complex. The transcript is spliced from 7 exons.
UGCGUCAUACGUCAUGCAACGUGCGCGUACGUGACUUAUGCGUUGGCUGCAUAUUAUCUAUGAGUGUCACCGAGUGGCAUUUAUUAUUUAUUUACUGUAAUUACGCUUGAUAUCUAUCACCAAUUGUAAAUUAUAUUGCUAAAUCACAUUGGUGAAAUAUCAGAAUUUCUUCAAUCUCAUCGAAUACAUUAUUAUUUUAACAAAUGUAUGUUUUUAUUGAGCGAAUUUAAUUUCAGAUUCGCGACGAUGAGUAACUAAAAAUAAUUAUAUUAGUAUAAUUUAUAAUCAUUGCGUUACAAUUACAGAAUGGCAACAUUGAAGCAUGAUAUUGAACUACCAAGCAAUAUUCCAGAAUUAUUAAUAGAGAAGCAUGCAAACUAUCUCAUUUCUUAUGGGACUAACAAAGAUGAAUAUAAUUAUUCUCAGACUGCGCACAUGAGGAUGUCUGGAAUGUAUUGGGGUCUUACUGCUCUAGAUUUAAUGGGAAAGUUAGAGCAAACCAAUAAAGAGGAGGUGUUAGAAUUCAUUGGACAGUGUCAAAGUGACAGUGGUGGUAUUAGUGCCAGUAUACAACACGAUCCACAUUUACUUUAUACACUUAGUGCCGUUCAGAUACUGUGUAUGUACGAUGCAUUGCAUGUAAUAAACAUUGAUAAAAUUGUAAAUUACAUCAAAGAGAGGCAACAGGCAGAUGGAAGUUUUGCCGGUGAUCAAUGGGGCGAAGUGGAUGUCAGAUUUUCGUUCUGUGCUGUCGCCACUUUGUCACUUUUGAAUCGCUUAGACGCAAUAGACAUCGAGAAAGCAGUGCAAUUUGUGUUAAAGUGUAUGAAUUUUGAUGGAGGAUUUGGUUCAAAGCCAGGAUCGGAGAGUCACGCGGGUUUAAUCUAUUGUUGCGUAGGGCUACUUUCGAUAACAGGACAUUUGCAUCUGAUAGAUGCUGAUCGUUUAGGAUGGUGGUUAUGUGAGAGACAAUUACCUUCCGGUGGUUUAAAUGGCAGACCCGAAAAGUUACCAGAUGUGUGCUACUCUUGGUGGGUAUUAUCAGCGCUGACAAUCCUAGGCCGUCUUCAUUGGAUAGAUAAAAAAGCCUUGAUCGAUUACGUUUUGACUUGUCAGGAUAUCGAAACCGGCGGUUUCAGCGAUCGACCUGGAGAUAUGGUCGACCCUUUUCAUACUUUAUUCGGCCUCACCGCGUUGUCGUUGUUGGACAAGAAUUUUUCGUUAAAACCAAUUAAUCCUACAUACUGCAUGCCGGAAUACAUAAUCGAUCGUUUAGGUCUUAAACCGUCGCGGCUCGAUGCAUGAUUAUAUAACCGACGUAUUUUCGUCAUUUACUUCUUCGUUAAAAAAAUACACGACUAUAGAUUUUUUACAAAACAUCUUUCGAGUUUUAUGUAUACGACUAUCCUAACAUCCUCAAAAACAUGCUCCGAUUGAUUCUUCUGUCUGUAGAACUUAUUCUACAACUUGAAAAAUUUAAUUACAUUACAAGUAAUCUGAUGGUGAAUGGAUUACAAAAAGAACUGCAACCCGCUUUCUUUCUUUGAGAAAUUGUGUAUUUUUUGGAUAUAUCAUAUUAUUGAAGUUUUUCAUAAAGAUUCAAGAGUUUCAACUAUAGAUAUUAUUUAUUAUCAACUAUAGAUAUUAUAAUGCACAGAAGAGAGAGAAGCCAUCUUAAAGGAAUUCAUCAAUUAACACACUCGCCAUUGACUGUUCGCUGCCAUUAGAUGUUCUCUUUCGUUCGAUCCAUCAAAGACUCUAAUAAAAAGGAGUUGACUUUUA